This is a messenger RNA of Spinacia oleracea (spinach), 2369 nucleotides long. RefSeq names its product protein DGS1, mitochondrial. The record is from RefSeq and is a predicted model, not a curated record. Gene Ontology annotation, cellular component: mitochondrial outer membrane. Lineage: Eukaryota; Viridiplantae; Streptophyta; Magnoliopsida; Caryophyllales; Amaranthaceae. The transcript has 14 exons. Bases 109 to 1920 code for a protein of 603 amino acids.
GAAAUGUUUAUGCUCAAAUAGAAAUGAACUUCACUAUUAAACCCCUGCUCAGUUAAAAACUCCGGCGAAAAACAGCUUGUAAUCGUCAACGGCGCCAAAAACACAGCCAUGACCUCCGAAUCUAGAGGAGAGAGAAACACCAUGGAAGUCGCAUCGCCGUCGCAAGAGGACGCUGAAUCGAGGAAUUUCAGAACCCUAACUUUGCUUUACUCCAACUAUAUUUGGACUCGAUUCUCAAAUUCUCCAUUCAUCGGUAAAAUUUCCAGUUUAUGCCGUCAAUUCGGUCGCGCUAAGUCUCGUCGCCAGAAGCUGUGUUUGCCUCUUCCACUUCCGUCGAAAUCGGUCGAUUCGUCACUGAUCCUGACUGAAGCAUCUAGCAUAUAUGAUGUUUUGGAGGAUGUUUUCGAGCAUAUUUUGUCGAAUAUGCACAACGUUCAGAAGAAUUUGCGAUAUUGGCAGGCUAAAGCAGAGGGGUCUAAUGCUCAGAAAGCUUACUUUAUGAUUUUCGAGAGAGGGCCACGAGCUUUAUUUGAUGAAACUGUUGAAUUUGUGCGGAACUUCAUUGCCGAGGAUUCGUCAUUUCAGAUACUUUGUCAUUCUGCGUCAGGUUUUAUAUCUGAAAGGGUUGCUGUGUUGGAUAGCUUACAGUCUGCACUCGCUACUUUCUUGGCACAGGUAUAUAUGAUGAUUGAUAAACAAGGGGAGGACCUGGUGACCGAUCCUCAGAAGGCAUUGCCAUCAUUGUUGGUCACUAUCAAUGGGCUAUUUUCAGAUCUUGAGAAUACCAUUGCUCAAGUGCAUGCUUCUAUGUCGCUGAUAGAUUCGUGUGCUGGAGAGAAUAAGUCAUCUGCACUCGUAUUCAAUAAAAUGACAGAAGUGCAGCUGGAACAGCCACAGUGGUCAGAUAGUGAAAUUCGAGAUGCUGUAGAUAUAAUUAAUCAGAACAUCCAGAAGCUGGACUCAUAUAUUUCCGUCCUUGUUGCUAGGCAUCAGAAACCCAGGAGAAUGACUCGGUAUUGGAUCCGUUAUACUUGUGGUGCAGUUGGCCUUUCUGUUUGUUCACUAUGGAUUGUACGUCAUAGUAGACUGGUUGGAAGUCCUGACAUUGACAACUGGUUUAGUGACGCAAAGGAAUCAACAGUUAGUUUCUGGACUGAGCAUGUGGAGCAUCCGAUUUUGUCAAUUAGGGAUGAACUUUUUGAGACAUUUAGAAAGAGACAUAGAGGGGUAAUGGAGGCUGAAGAAGUGCACUUAACAGCUAAUUCGUUGCGUAGAAUGUUAGUGGCUUUCUGCGAGCAGGCAAAUGGCGAAAAGUUGCCAGAGAAUGCUACAGAUCUUGACCUUCUUCAAAUAGUUAUGGGGAGAUAUGAGAAGGAGAUGAUGCAUCCCGUUAAAAGUAUGUUUGGUGGAGACCUUGCUCGUGCUAUGCUCAUCCAGGUUCAAAAGCUGAAAUUAGAUAUUGAGACGGCAAUGCUUGAAUUAAACCAGAUCUUGAAAGCAAAUGAAAUCAACUUUGCCAUUUUAGCUGCGUUACCUGCUUUCGCCGUCAUUGUCCUUUCAAUGAUUUUAGUGCGUUCGUGGAUUAUGCAGGAUAAAGGGGCAGAAGGAAGGGGCAGACUUGCUCGUCGUCAGCGGAGGCUGCUCAUUGUGGAGAUUGAGAAACGGAUCAUGCACUAUCAGUCUUGUAUGGACAUGGGACAGGCACAAAAUGCGCAAUGCAGCUUUGGCUUGGUGUUAUAUACUCUAGAUCGUCUGUAUCGUGCAGUAGAGAGACAUGCAAAGAUGACCGGAGAAUGGUCAUGCUUGAGACAGGAUAUAAUUGAUUUGGCGAAACCAGACCUUCAAAUUACGUAUAAGCUGACUAUCACUUCACGAAUGGAACGAGUUUACGACUGUUUGCUUCCUUCUUUGAAGCAAUAGACUCAGCUACUUCUAACUAUACUGUUAUGUCCCCCAUAUUUCGCGCCACAUGUAUUCUGAAAGAAAGGAUACAUACGUUUUUGCUCAAAGUUCAAAACUCGAGCGUCAUUGUUUUUUGGUUAUUGAUACAUGAAAAUAUAUACAGAAAGAAAUUUUUACUUCCCCAUCAAUGUAAUGACCAUUGUUGCCUGUUUAAGUGGUCUGUUCAUAUGAUUUUGCCUUUGGGGUUUUUAUCAGUUAUUAAUGAUAUUGGAAUAAGCUAUCCUUAAUUGCAGAUCGUUUCAAUCUUAGCACUAGUUUGUAGUUUGUACUAUUUUAUAGCUAUUAAAAUUAUCCCCUAUGAGAUUGUAAAAUUUAGUGAUAAGUUUACAAAAGUUUGUUUACAUUCCAGAAUCCAGAAGAUGUUGAUCACUUUGUUCAGGGACUUGAUGAUACUAUCUCUUUCUUUA